CCAAGGGAUGGUGCUCAGAGGAGUGUAGGGGGUGGAACCAAGGGAUGGUGCUCAGAGGUGGGUAGAGGGUGGAACCAAGGGACAAUAUUGAGAGCAGUAAGUUGGGGGCAGGGGUGGACUGACAACUCAUGGGGCCCCCGGGCAAUAGGGGAUCAUGGGGCCCCUGUGUCCUUGCCCAAACUCAAAAAAGCCUAUGAAAAAGGUACCAGGGGCAUCUCAUGGGCCCCCUACUGACCCCGGGCCCUCGGGCAGUGCCCGAGUUUCCCAAUGGUCAGUCCGCCCCUGGUU
Staurois parvus is the source of this 288-nucleotide messenger RNA. The record is from the annotation of a GenBank genome assembly. Lineage: Eukaryota; Metazoa; Chordata; Amphibia; Anura; Ranidae.